AUGCGCGCACAGAGAGAGAAAAGCGUUUUGUGGAAAAAGGCGAAAACAGUGAGUUGCUCUUGGUUUCUUGAAUGUCAGAUAAUUCCUGCUGCCUGCCACCCACGAGUUGAUCUCUCUCUCUCUCUCUCUCUUGCUGCUCUCUCGUAUUUCUCUCUCUCCCUUCUCUCUCCCUUCUCGCUGUCGGUAGCGCUGUGUGGCGGUGGCGGUGGCGGUGGCGGUGGCGCAGUGUGUGUGUGUGUGUGUGUGUGUGUGUGUGUGUGUGUGUGUGUGUGUGUGUGUGUGUGUGUGUGUGUGUGUGUGUGUGUGUGUGUGUGUGUGUGUGUGUGUGUGUGUGUGUGUGUGUGUGGUGAUGGUGCUCAUGCCGACGCUGGGUGGACGAAUAGACAAUGGCUCGGAUCGGUGGUCGGGGUGGCAGUGGUGGUCGUGCACGCGGUGGCGGGACACGGGGUCGCGCGCGUGGCGCUGGUAGAGGCGCUGGUAGAAGCGCUGGUCGAGGCGCUGGUCGUGGCGCUGGUCGUGGCGCUGGUCGUGGUGCGCGAGGCCGGUCAAGGGCUCAGCCGGCUCACACCGUGUCAGCUAUUAGUACGUUUUGCCGUCAACUCAUCAGGAAAACUGCACGCUUGCUUCUUCCUGCUCUUGCUUAACGUCGGGCCUGCUUGGCUGCCUGCCCUUGUCUGGGUAGAGCAAGCCCAGCAGCAACAACAGGUGGGCCUCAAUUACAAGCUCAAAAGACUCAAAGGCAAGAUGGCCAAGGAGGGUAAUGAUAACCAGAGCGCCCUAGAGAAAGCUUUGGCUGCCGAGGCAGCCGCCCAGCAGGACGAGCGGGCCCGAGGGCUGGAGCCAGAUCAAGACCAGACAAAGGUUGUUCGUUUUCGUCAAAACUUGGCUGCGACGCGUCCCACGUCGCGCGUGGAUCCCGGGUCUGGUGACCCUGGCAUGACCAGGGAUGAGAAGCGUCAGUUGCAAGCCAAGCGCCAGGAACAGCGCCGCGCAGAAUAUUUUCGUCGCUCGGCCACCAACAGCAAAGGUCAACCAAAGCUCAACUAUGCCGUGUCAGCCAUGCUGAGCAAGCUGCAACAGGACAACAAAAAGUAG
Monosiga brevicollis MX1 is the source of this 1095-nucleotide messenger RNA. RefSeq lists its product as uncharacterized. The record is from RefSeq and is a predicted model, not a curated record. Lineage: Eukaryota; Choanoflagellata; Craspedida; Salpingoecidae. Bases 1 to 1095 code for a protein of 364 amino acids. The transcript is spliced from 4 exons.